GACCUUAUGACCUAUGCAACAGGCUGGGGGCUUAAAAUGGGACUGUUAUCGGUGCGAGGGGAUUGUUGAGAGGUGUUAUCUUUUACUGUACUAUGAUUAGUGCUUGCCUUGUUGGUGAGCCUUGGGAUUUCUUGUCGAGGAGGGUUUGAAUUACAGUAUUAAGCUGGGUAUUUGGUCGUUACCUACCUGGCUGGUUGGUUUGUGGGUAUUCAUCGCUUUUAUAAUCUGUCUUAUCCGUGGUGGUCUUACUGAUAAGGUUGUCUCACUGUUAGAGCUAUUGUCUGUUGAUAUGCCACACUUGGUCCACCACCGACGACGCCACUCUUGGCCAUACUGCGGUCCUGGGACGCAGCUGCGUGAACGACGAAAUCUGCCGUUGGUUAUCCCCGAACAACAGUUCUUGACACCAGUGGGAUCGGAGGAUUUGCUUGACGAUGAUGCCGCUUCUGCGGGCAUCGUUCGUUCCAACACUGCACGGCCCCAUCGACGAUGGUUUGCCCCAUGGGAAUCCACCACUCCUGGGGUAGCGAGCCCGGGUGCUGGGUCGGGAACGGGGUCACUUCGGAAAAUGAUCCGUCCGCCGUUGGAUAAGGCGCGAUCUCUCUUUGUGUUGCCUACGACGACCACUGCUGGGGAGAGCGUGCUGGUUUCAUACUGGAUACCGCAGGGAGCUCCUGUUACGCCGGUCCCAGCGCCGAUGCCUGGAAGAGGGAGGGUUUCUGGUUCCGAAACCGGAACUAGAUACCUGUCAGUUGAACGAUAUCACCGACGAUGCCAUUCGGAGCAGCCUCGGGCUUGGAAAAGGCCGAGCGCGAGUUUGUGGCCACUUGAAGAGGAAUAGUCUAUGGAUUCUAUCAGUUAGACUGUGUUGUUUCUCCGGUUAUCUCCGCACAGCUUGUUCUCUGGGUUGGUAUUCAUUGCAUCGCGAGGGUUGCUUUCAGGCGUUGACGGGACAUCUUGCAUGUGGCGGCAUCUUUGUAUGGCGGUUGCAGGUCUGAUUUGACGUUAUUAGCAUCAACAGUAGUCUAUAUGCAAGACAGAAAUAAUGAAAAGACGGUCUUAUGACCCGGACUUGUCGCAGCAUAAUUCC
This is a messenger RNA of Aspergillus sclerotioniger CBS 115572, 1090 nucleotides long. RefSeq lists its product as uncharacterized. The record is from RefSeq and is a predicted model, not a curated record. The coding region runs from base 290 to 841 and encodes 183 amino acids. The transcript has a single exon. Lineage: Eukaryota; Fungi; Ascomycota; Eurotiomycetes; Eurotiales; Aspergillaceae.